Anopheles merus is the source of this 1151-nucleotide messenger RNA. It is a transcript of the gene THG, whose product is annotated as probable tRNA(His) guanylyltransferase. Gene Ontology annotation, biological process: tRNA modification. Gene Ontology annotation, molecular function: tRNA guanylyltransferase activity; magnesium ion binding. NCBI's taxonomy places the organism in Eukaryota, Metazoa, Arthropoda, Insecta, Diptera, Culicidae. The record is from RefSeq and is a predicted model, not a curated record. The transcript has a single exon. The coding region runs from base 78 to 1049 and encodes 323 amino acids.
CCGUCUUGUUGUUGUUUACACGUACCUGCCAGCAUGCGCAACCGGUAGAUUUCUUGCAAAACAGAAACAGAACAGGAAUGCAAUUUUCGUUUCCAAGCAUUCUAAAACACUUUCUCAAACGAACGGCACGCUCCCUACACUCCAGCACGAUGGCGCUGAGCCGCUUCGAGUACGUGAAGCAGUUCGAGCAGGAGGAAAAGCUACUCCCGAACAGCUGGAUCGUGGUGCGCAUCGAUGGCAAGGGCUUUCAUCGGUUCUGCAACGUGCACAGCUUCAGCAAACCGAACGAUCUGGACGCCCUGCAGCUGAUGAACCUUGCCGGCAUGACGGUGCUGCAGGAGUUUAACGAGAUUGCCAUCGGCUACGGCCAAAGCGACGAGUACUCGUUCGUGUUUCGGCGCGAGGCGAGCGUGUACCAGCGGCGCCGGGACAAGCUGGUCAGCUACGUGGCCAGCCUGUUCACCUCGGCGUACAUGUUCCACUGGAAGCGCAUCUUCAACGGCCGAUCGAUUGCGAUGCGCUAUCCGCCCUCCUUUGACGCCCGGGCCGUCCUCUACCCGACGGACGAGAACCUGCGCGACUAUCUCAGCUGGCGGCAGGCGGACGUGCACGUGAACAAUCUGUACAACACGACGUUCUGGAAUUUGGUCGCUUCCGGGUUGAGCAAUUCCGACGCGGAGAAGCGGCUGCAGGGGACGUUGGCGAGCGAUAAGAAUGAAAUCCUUUUCUCCCAGUUCGGCAUCAACUACAACAACGAACCGAUCAUCUACCGGAAGGGUACCAUUUUGCUGCCCAAAAGCGUCGUGUCCAGCGAGGGCAAGAAACAGAGACUGAUCGUGCCCAUCUUUGAGGAUCUGAUAAGCGACGCAUUUUGGGCGAAACAUCCCGAGAUACUGGAUAAGAAGGCAAAAACGGACGAACUGUACGAUUUGGGAGAAAACGAGGCGCAACCCGUCGUUCGGUAUCAGCUCGAGAUGCAGGAACGGCGUAAGGCAGGCAUGAACAAGUCGGAAACGGGCAACCGUUUGCUUGCAACUGACCAUAGCUAACACUAAUGACUCUUGAUUUAUUAUAUAGCCUAAAAAACACGCUAAAAAGAACUAACAGCAAAUAAAGUCUCGAUUGAGCUAAUCGUUAAACGAAGCCGGAUG